Psammomys obesus (fat sand rat) is the source of this 1037-nucleotide messenger RNA. RefSeq names its product mitochondrial ribosomal protein L2 (gene Mrpl2). The record is from RefSeq and is a predicted model, not a curated record. The coding region runs from base 81 to 1001 and encodes 306 amino acids. Gene Ontology annotation, cellular component: ribosome. Gene Ontology annotation, biological process: cytoplasmic translation. The transcript is spliced from 7 exons. Lineage: Eukaryota; Metazoa; Chordata; Mammalia; Rodentia; Muridae. Gene Ontology annotation, molecular function: structural constituent of ribosome; RNA binding.
CAGAAUGAAACGUCAUCCGAGAGCUCCAGGCUCUGGAUAAAAGUAAAAGCGAGCUGAGCCCAGAGGAGUCUCAUCACCCCAUGGCCUUGUGUACGCUGACCAGUGCUCUGCGCUCUCUGAGCCUGGCAUCCCCGGCCAUUACCGCCCGGGUUCCGACUCCACUCUCUGCUGCCCAGAUACUGAACAAUGUCCUCUUUCAACUGCCCUCUGCCUUGGUGUUGCCAUUUCGCCGACCACUGCAUUUGUCUGUGGACUGCAACGCCAACCUUGUGUCCUGGAAGAGUCGUACCAAGUACACAGUUAAACCGGUGAAGAUGAGGAAGUCUGGAGGUCGAGACCAUACAGGCCGCAUCCGAGUCCAUGGUAUUGGUGGGGGCCACAAGCAGAAUUAUCGAAUGAUUGACUUUCUACGGUUCCGGCCAGAGAAGGAAACUGAGCCAGAACCCUUUGAGGAGAAGGUCAUCGUGGUCCGCUAUGAUCCCUGUAGGUCUGCAGACAUAGCUCUGGUUGCUGGGGGCAGCCGGAAACGUUGGAUCAUUGCCACAGAAAACAUGAAGGCCGGAGAUACAAUCCUGAACUCUAACCGUAUAGGCAGAAUGGCAGUGGCUGCUCAUGAAGGGGAUGCACACCCUCUCGGGGCAUUGCCCGUGGGAACCCUCAUCAACAAUGUAGAAAGUCAGCCUGGCCGAGGAGCCCAGUAUAUCCGAGCUGCAGGGACAUGUGGUGUGCUGCUUCGAAAGGUGAAUGGAACAGCCGUUAUCCAGCUGCCCUCCAAGAGGCAAAUGCAGGUGCUGGAGUCAUGCACUGCAACUGUAGGCCGAGUUUCCAACGUCAAUCAUAACCAGCGGAUCAUCGGCAAGGCAGGACGGAACCGCUGGCUGGGCAAGAGGCCAGACAGUGGGCUGUGGCAUCGCAAGGGAGGCUGGGCCGGCCGAAAAAUUCGGCCACUGCCCCCCAUGAAGAGUUACGUGAAGCUGCCCUCCGCUGCUGCCCAAAGCUGAUAACCCUGGACUCUAAUAAAAUGCCCCUCAUUUUUA